AUGUUUGGGAGGCAGACCCUCCCGGUCUUUGCACACACUGCCAUUCAGCCACCCCCUCAGCCCGCCCCCUCAGCCCGCCCCCUCAGCCACCCCCUCAGCCACCCCCUCAGCCCACCCCCCUCAGCCACCCCCUCAGCCCACCCCCCUCAGCCCGCCCCCUCAGCCCACCCCCCUCAGCUGCCCCCUCAGCCCGCCCCCCUCAGCCCGCCCCCUCAGCCCGCCCCCCUCAGCCCGCCCCCUCAGCCACCCCCUCAGCCACCCCCUCAGCCCACCCCCCUCAGCCACCCCCUCAGCCCACCCCCCUCAGCCCGCCCCCUCAGCCCACCCCCCUCAGCUGCCCCCUCAGCCCGCCCCCCUCAGCCCGCCCCCUCAGCCCGCCCCCCUCAGCCCGCCCCCUCAGCUGCCCCCUCAGCCCACCCCCCUCAGCCCGCCCCCCUCAGCCCGCCCCCUCAGCCGCCCCCUCAGCCCACCCCCCUCAGCCCGCCCCCUCAGCCGCCCCCUCAGCCGCCCCCUCAGUCUGCCCCUCAGUCUGUCCCUCAGCCGCCCCCUCAGUCUGCCCCCUCAGCCCGCCCCCCUCAGCCCGCCCCCUCAGCCCACCCCCCUCAGUCUGCCCCCUCAGUCUGCCCCCUCAGCCCGCCCCCCUCAGCCCGCCCCCUCAGCCCACCCCCCUCAGCCCGCCCCCCUCAGCCCGCCCCCUCAGCUGCCCCCUCAGCCGCCCCCUCAGUCUGUCCCUCAGCCGCCCCCUCAGUCUGCCCCCUCAGCCCGCCCCCCUCAGUCUGCCCCCUCAGCCCACCCCCCUCAGUCUGCCCCCUCAGUCUGCCCCCUCAGCCCGCCCCCCUCAGUCUGCCCCCUCAGCCCGCCCCCCUCAGUCUGCCCCCUCAGCCCGCCCCCUCAGUCUGCCCCCUCAGCCCGCCCCCCUCAGUCUGCCCCCUCAGCCCGCCCCCCUCAGUCUGCCCCCUCAGCCCGCCCCCCUCAGUCUGCCCCCUCAGCCCACCCCCCUCAGUCUGCCCCCUCAGUCUGCCCCCUCAGUCUGCCCCCUCAGCCCGCCCCCCUCAGUCUGCCCCCUCAGCCCACCCCCCUCAGUCUGCCCCCUCAGUCUGCCCCCUCAGCCCGCCCCCCUCAGUCUGCCCCCUCAGCCCGCCCCCCUCAGUCUGCCCCCUCAGUCUGCCCCCUCAGCCCGCCCCCCUCAGUCUGCCCCCUCAGCCCACCCCCCUCAGUCUGCCCCCUCAGUCUGCCCCCUCAGCCCGCCCCCCUCAGCCCGCCCCCUCAGCCCACCCCCCUCAGCCCACCCCCCUCAGCCCACCCCCCUCAGCCCGCCCCCUCAGCCCACCCCCCUCAGCCCGCCCCCUCAGCCCACCCCCCUCAGCCCGCCCCCCUCAGCCCACCCCCCUCAGCCCGCCCCCUCAGCCCGCCCCCUCAGCCCACCCCCCUCAGCCCGCCCCCCUCAGCCCGCCCCCUCAGCCCACCCCCCUCAGCCCGCCCCCUCAGUCUGCCCCUCAGCCGCCCCCUCAGUCUGUCCCUCAGCCGCCCCCUCAGCCGCCCCCUCACCCGCCCCCUCAGCUGCCCCUCAGCCGCCCCCUCAGCCCGCCCCCCUCAGCCGCCCCCUCAGCCGCCCCCUCAGCCGCCCCCUCAGCUGCCCCUCAGCCGCCCCUCAGCCGCCCCUCAGCCGCCCCUCAGCCGCCCCCUCAGUCUGUCCCUCAGCCGCCCCCUCAGCCCGCCCCCCUCAGCCCGCCCCCCUCAGCCGCCCCCUCAGCCGCCCCCUCAGCUGCCCCUCAGCCGCCCCUCAGCCGCCCCCUCAGCCGCCCCUCUGCCGCACCCUCAGCCGCCCCCUCUGCCGCACCCUCAGCCGGCCCCUGA
Messenger RNA from Brienomyrus brachyistius, 1857 nucleotides. Its product is annotated as basic proline-rich protein-like. Lineage: Eukaryota; Metazoa; Chordata; Actinopteri; Osteoglossiformes; Mormyridae. Bases 1 to 1857 code for a protein of 618 amino acids. The transcript has a single exon. The record is from RefSeq and is a predicted model, not a curated record.